GCAGGGGGCGAGCAGCAGGACCCGGAUGCUGGCGGGCUAUGGAGUUCCCUUUCGAUGUGGACGCGCUGCUCGGGGAGCGGGUCACGGCGGUGGACCAGCACCUCCAGCCGCCGGGCCGCAGGGGGCCCGGCUACACCGCGGCCCAUAGGGUGGAUCUGCAGCAGCAGCUCAUGACCAUCAUAGACGAGAUGGGCAAGGCCUCAGCCAAGGCCCAGAACCUGCCGGCCCCAAUCACCAGCGCCUCGCGGAUGCAGACAAACCACCACGUUCUCUACAUCCUGAAGGACAAUGAAGUGAAGACAGCGGGGAAAGGGGCCAUAAUCGGCUUCCUCAAGGUCGGCUACAAGAAGCUGUUCCUGCUGGAUCGCCAUGGGGUUCACAAUGAGGUGGAGCCGCUGUGCGUCCUGGACUUCUAUAUCCACGAGUCACUGCAGAGGCAUGGCUACGGCAAGGAGCUCUUCCAGUGUAUGAUGCAGCGCGAGCGAGUGCAGCCCCACCAGCUGGCUGUGGACCGCCCCUCGGAGAAACUCCUCUGCUUCCUCCGCAAGCACUACAACCUGCAGGGGACCAUCCCCCAGGUGAACAACUUUGUGAUCUUCGAGGGUUUCUUUGCCGACCAGCAUGCUCCAGUGAGGAAGUUGCCUCCAAAACGUGCUGAGGAGGAGAUAAAACCCUACUCUCUAACAGACCGAGAGUUCCUGAAGGAGGAGGUGGAGCCACCCUGGCCCUUCAACCAGUCGCAUUCGCUGACCCGCUCCAGCAGCCUGGGGAACUCACCAGUUCGCACCUGCCUCAAGCCCUUCCUCAACGAGCAGGAGCUGCUGCGGAACCUGCGCCUCUGCCCCCCGCACGUGGCCGCCCACCAGCUGCUCAACGGCGCGGAGGGCGGGCCGGCCGCCCGGAGGCGGAGAACCAGCUCCCUCACCCGCUCGGAAAACACCAGCCAUUGACAUCGCCGCUGUGUCCCCCACCCCCGCCCUGGCUUGGUCGUCCAUUUGUGUCUUGAGAUGUUGGCGAGGGGGGGGGGGGUUUCAGCCCCAUCGCUCCUCCUCAGCCCUUUUUUAUAUUCUGGGGGGGGGGGCUGGCGCAGACGCCGGGUUAUUUCCAGGGCUCAAUGGGUGUUUUUCCUGGGCUGCUUGUUUUUCUAUGGAAUGAUCCUAAAGCACCCUUUGAAGAGGGGUCCGGUCCCAAUAGCACGGUAGCUCCCCCCUGCCCCCUUAUUUUAAAAUAUGCCUAUGUUGUACUUUGGAUCCAGUGGGAAAUCUGAUUCUGAUCGUCCCUCCUGUGCCAGAUCUCGAAAUGGGAUCUGCUGCUUGGUGACAGAUCAGAUCCUCUCCCGUGUGUUUGUCUGUAGGUGGAUUAGGAAAGGAUCCACUGCAAAUUGGCAACUGCAGACUCAGAAAUAGGACCCCCUUGUUUGUCUUGGGAUCUAACUGGAUCCACUAUAGAUUGCCAGUGGAUUCAAACUAGAUCUCCUCAAUCCACUCUAGAAGCAGGUCCCCUUGCAGGUCACCAAUGGCUUACUUAAGGAUAGAAUCCAUGUGUGUUCCUUAGUGGGUGGAUCUAAAAGUGAUCCACUAAUUUGCUGACUUAAGAAGGGGAUCCCUUAAUUUUUCUGAGUGGUGGGAUCUAAAAGGGAUCACCAAAUGCUAACCUCAUCAUCAGAAAUAGGAUCCCCUUGUGUUUCUCAAUGGAUCUAAGUGGGAUCCAGUGUGGGUGGAGUCUAGAGCAAGGUGCCCCUUGUGGUUCAUGUUUGCUGGAUUUAAAGGGUCUACUGCUGAUCACCAAUUACCAGUUAUGUUUCUUAAUUGGUGGAUCUAAAAGGGAUCUGCUGCAGGUCACCAUUUCCUAGUUUUAAAAUGAGAUCCCAUGUGAUUUGCAGUCAGUGGAUUUAAAAAGAUCCACACUUGCCCACCGACAUAAGACUGAAAUAAAGUCCCUUUGUUCUUGGGUGGUUGCUGGAUCUAAAAGGGAUCUGCUGCCGAUUACCAGUUGCUGGGUUCAAAAUAUGUCUCCUUCCUUGUUUCCCAGUGGCUAGAUCUAAAAGAGAUCCAGUGCAGAUCACCAGUAGCUGACUCCAGAUUAAGAUCUGCUUCUGUAUUCUCUUGAGUGGGUUAGAAAGGGAUGUGCUUCAUGCUGCCAACCACUGAAACCAAACUAAGAUUCUUUGAUUGGUGGAUCUGAAAAGGGGCCCACCUUAGCAACACCCAAGACCGACAGGCUCUUGCGUCCUCCAAAGAUGAUCCGCUACAUGUUGCCAAUUGUGACAUCCAACAAAUAGAGCCCGCCCCCAGCUUCUUGAUUGGCUGGGUUGCCACAUGACACCAUUACAAAUGCCUCCUAAAAAGAUUGUCUACAAAUUGCCAGUGGCUAGAGCCUCAAGAGGGAUCCACUGUCUACUGCCAGAUCCCUCUGAGGGGUCCCUUCAGCUGACAGAUCCAUGGUAGGGAUCUACGGAGGAUGUGGCCAGUAGCCAGAUGCCCCCCAAAGGGAACCGCUGUUAAUGACUUCUCAGUUAUUUUUGCUCCAGUUCCCCUGAAGGCAUCACAGCUGUUCAUAGGAUUAGAGUAGGGGGGCUUGAGAGCCAGGACUCCUCAGUUCUAUCCCGUUUUGAGAGCAGAGGAGGGGCCUAGUGUGUUACAACAGGGGAGCUGGGAGUAAGGGAUCUUGGGUUCUAUCCCCAGCUCUGGGAGGGCAGUGGGUCUUCGUGGUUAAAGCAGGAAGGCUGGGAGUAGAGAGCCCUGCCUCAGUU
This is a messenger RNA of Gopherus evgoodei (Goodes thornscrub tortoise), 2752 nucleotides long. RefSeq names its product alpha tubulin acetyltransferase 1 (gene ATAT1). The coding region runs from base 39 to 950 and encodes 303 amino acids. Gene Ontology annotation, molecular function: tubulin N-acetyltransferase activity. The transcript has 10 exons. Gene Ontology annotation, biological process: alpha-tubulin acetylation. Gene Ontology annotation, cellular component: microtubule. Lineage: Eukaryota; Metazoa; Chordata; Testudines; Testudinidae. The record is from RefSeq and is a predicted model, not a curated record.